AUGCCGAAAAACAGAAAUUACGUGCCAAAGCGUCAUGGCGCCCCGGCAGAGCUUGAAUUCAACCCUCCGCUAGUAAUGUGGGACUUUGGACAAUGCGAUCCAAAGAGAUGCACAGGUCGUCGACUGGAAAGAUUCAAGAAGUUAAAAGUAAUCAAGCAACAACAGAAAUGCCACGGAAUUUCGCUAACUCCGAUUGCCACUGAAUUUAUUUCAAAGAAAGAUGCAGAACUUGUCGCUUCAAAGGGACUUGGCGUUGUCGACUGUAGCUGGGCGAAGUUGGAAGAAACGCCGCUUAAGAAGCUGAAAAGCGGUGGAAACAGAAUCUUACCGAUGCUGAUUGCGGGCAACCCAGUCAACUAUGGAAAACCGAACCGGCUCACUUGCGUUGAGGCUUUUUCAGGCACGAAAGAAGCAGCAGAAGUGAUGGAAGGCUUCAAAUGGGGCCACAACUUUCUUGAAAUGAACGAAGAAUACCUCGAUCGAUAUCAAGAAGCAGAGAACUCGGAGGAAAUGAGACAGAUUGAAGAAGAAAUCAAGAAAGAGAUCGCCGAAGGAACAGAAGACAAUGGUCAAGGAAAUCGAGACAUGCCUCCGUCAGAAAGUGAGGAAGACGAGAGUGAAGACGAUGACGAUCUGUUACCGCCAAAUCCUAAUCGAGAUCUGCCACCGUCGUCGUCAGAAGAAGAUGAGGAGGAAUAG
Molecule: messenger RNA, 699 nt
Organism: Oikopleura dioica
Lineage: Eukaryota; Metazoa; Chordata; Appendicularia; Copelata; Oikopleuridae
Source: the annotation of a GenBank genome assembly